AGGAACAAAACGGAGCAGAAGCGUCGCGACGCCGAUCCGUCGACGGCGCCUCAGUGAAGUCCGGCCGUCCGUGGCGAACGCAAGCGACCGCACCCCCGCUGUUAGGGCCGCCGUCGAGAGAAGCCCUGAGGAAACCGUACCGCCGCCAACCGUCGUCCCUCCUACGAUCGCCGGACGAGAGCGCUUUGCUUCCAGCACCAGCGCCUUUGCGAAGAAGCAUCGCCAGUUUGAACAUCGACGAGACACGCUUCGAAGAUGCCGCGGCCAGUUUCGAAAGGACCUCCUCAAUUAUCGGCACGGGGACAGAUGGAGAGGCGGCGGCCACCGUUCCUCAGAGCUUCUGCCAAAACCAAGGAGACGGAACGAAGCAGUAAGAUGGAUUCUGCACGCAGCGGGGGUGCCAUAGAAGAACAAGGUAGUGAUGAAGAUCUGUCGCCAGACGCUCUAGUUAGGCAAAAUUAUGAGCUCCGUCAUCGCUUGGAAGAGGAGACUGCGAGUUACAAGAGACGUUUGGACACAUAUCGGCAAGCUCAGCAGCAUCAAGCUGCCCUCGUCUCACGGUUACAAGCUAAAGUUCUGCAGUAUAAACAGAGGUGUUCGGAACUGGAGAAUCAGAUGGCAGAGACGAUUCCGUGCGAUACUAUUAAACCGACAGCGACAGCCACAGUGUCCUCCACCACCGUGCUAGAGGCUGCCCAUCAGACACUUCGGGAUAUACGAGAGGAACAAAUUCACGACUUGGAUACUGCAUUGAAAAAGCUUGGAGAAGAACGACGAAAAUGUGAAGAACUUAUACAACUAAAUGCAACGAUUAAAGAUCAACUCGAAGAGUCUCAUCAAACAAACGAGGCACUAACCAACGAUUUGCAAAAAUUAAGUAACGAUUGGGAUAUACUGAGAGAAGAAUUGGCUAUUAAGGAAGAAGAAUGGAAAGAAGAAGAACACGCAUUCAAUGAAUAUUACAUCUCUGAGCAUAAUCGAUUACUGAACCUGUGGCGCGACGUUGUUUCCGUUAAAAGACUCUUUGCAGAAAUGAAAUCUACUACAGAAAGAGAUUUGUCCAAACUGCGAAACGAAAUUAUUUCAUCGUCUAAUGAAAUGACAUCGGCGUGCAAUAGUGCGAAUUUCACUAUGAAGCUUCAAGCAACUACGGGCCAAUCCACACCAUUUUCCCAGAAAAUGGAAGAGGAACAAGCUGUGGCCAUCCUGAAAACAGAGAUUACCGCGCUCAAGCAACAGAAUGUUGCCAAUCAACAUGAAAUUCGUACCAAAGACGACCGGAUAGACCAACUUAUUCGAGAAAUUCGUAAUUUAGAAGAAAGAUGUAGCGUUUCCGAGGCGGCAGUGAGCCAGACCAUGCGUAUGCAGGAAGACAUCGAGGUGCUGGAAUCCGCGUUACGGGAUGUCGCGCAUGCCGUGAUUCAGGACGCCGAGAGCCGGGACGCCGACGUUAAACAGACACCUACGCACAUCCACCUGCCGUCCAGCGGACUGAUCCAGCAGAGAUCGCCCAAGAGGAGCACGCGAAGCAGCACUAUACCGGCGUUUGCCGAAAGUACAAUAAGCGCGGUACGAGCAGCUCUGCAGAAGUAUCAGUUAACGAUACGCGAAUUACAGAUUAAAUCACAAACGAGCAAGGAUCAGAUUCUAUCGAUGCGCAAGCAGUGUGACACCGCGGAGGAAAAUGCUCAUACGUUAAAUACGAGGGUUGCGGAACUGAUCUCUCAGUUGGAUGCGUGCCGUUCGCAAUGCGCACAACUGGAUCAAGAGAAGGACAUGCUGCAGAAGAGUCUCGACACUGUGAAAGUGGAGAAAAAUGCAUUGGAUAAGAAUAAAAUAGAACUCAAUAGCACGAUGGAGGCUCUUAAAAACAAUUACGAGAAACUUCAGAAGACCAAUAAUAAAUUGCAAAAACUGUGCGACAACUUGGAAGAUGAAAAGUUAUAUUUACAAAAUGAGCUUGGUAGAAUAUCGGAGGACGCUGAUUUAAAAGAAUUAAGUUUACGAUCGGAGGAAGAUAGAUGCAGUAAAAUGAGAGAAGAGAUCCUGACAUUGCGAGAAGAUCUUAGCAAAACUCAUCUUGCCAAGGACAUGUUGGAACAGCAGAAGUUAGAAACCGAUGGAUUAAUUUCUCAAAUCGAAAAGAGCAAAGGCGAUCUUGAGUUGGAGCUGGAACGUAUACUAUUGGAGAAGUCAGAUGUACAGGAAAUUUUAAUUAAAAUAGAGGCGAUGUGCUCCAAUCACGAGCAGGAUAAGCAAAGAUUGCAAGAAGAAUUGAAAAAAAUGACAGACGAGAAAAAUAAGCUCGAGAAAAAUAAGCUUGCGAGUCAGUGCAUCGAUCAACAAGGGGAUCUGAAUUCGUUGAGAAAGGAAUUGCUGCAGGCCGAGCAGACUCGGCUCGACGUGGAGUCCGAGAAGGUUACGUUGAACGAGAAGAUUAAAUUUCUGGAGAUAGAAAAGGAGAAGGUGGAAAUGGAGUUGGGUCAAGUGACUCGCGAGCGCAGCGAUUUGAGCAAUCAACUGUCAGUCUUAGCGCGAAAAAAGGAAACGUUAAACGAGGAGCUCAUGAGACUUCGGCAAAGAUUAGAGCAGGCCAACGAAAUGAAUGCGCGAAUUAACAGAAACUUGAAAGAUCUUGUGAAAGAUAAUGAGGAGAAACAGGUACUCUUAGAAACAAAUGAGAAGGAGUUCCAAAGGUUGCAAGAGCAGCUUGCGUCAAUGCGCACUGAGAAAGAAAUACUAGAAGGAGUGCUAUUUGAUACACAGACCAAUUUAGAAACUACACACAUCAGGAAAACCCAGUUGGAGAAGGAGCAAAAGGAGAUGUUAAUAAAACAGGAAAGCUUGAAGGGACAGGUGACGCGACUAACGAAAGAGCUGGAGAAUAGCGAGAAACGUGCGCAAGAUACCAAACAAUCGCUUACGCAACAGAGCGGCGAACAGAUCGCAGAAUUUCAACAAAUUAUAUCCAACAUGAAGAGACAAUCGGAAGAUAGUAUAAAAAAGAUAAACGACGAGAAGGAACAAGUGAGAAUAAGUUUAGAGAAACGAUUGCAACAGUCUCUGUUGCAAGUGGAGGGAGAGAAAAACGAAGAAAUCAAUCAACUGCAACAGCGAAUAGAGGAGCUGCAGCAACACAUAGAGAAUUUAUGUAAGCAGCACGAGGAAGCGCUUCUCAGAGCCGAGAAUGAUAAACAACAGGCACUUUUAAUAGCUCAUCACGAUCAACAGGCUUUAAUCGAAAAGAUUGACACCAUUAUGCGCGAAUUAGAGGAAGAAAAGAACACCUUGGAACGUGUUAAAAGAGAGGCCGCAGCGCGCGCCGAUCAAGAACGCAACAAUACGAAUCAACUGCGCGACGAAUUGAAUCGUCUGAAGACAAAGCUGGACGAGACAAAGUUGAAGGCGAGCGAGGAGAAGAUGAAGCUCGACUUAAAGAUAGAGGAGCUCUGGAAGGAACGAGAGUCCACGCAACGAGAAGUCGAAGAGUUGCAAGUUCAACUGCACAUGACGGAGGAUAAAGUAGAUGGACUGCAAAAUCAGUUGCACGAUACUAUUAGAAAACUCAAAGACGCUGACAACGUGAACGAGACAAUGCGUAAAGAGUUAGUGGACGUGCGAAGACAAUUAGCGGAUACGAAGUAUGAAAAGGAAAAGUACAACAACAGUAACAAGGAGUUGCGGGAACACGUUAAGCAAAUUGAGAGCGAAAGAAGGGAACAAGGAAGAACGUUGGAGGAGUUGUAUCAAAAGAUAGCAACGUUGGAAGACGCGAAAGCGGCCAUGGACGUCGAGAGGACGCGUCUGCAAGCGCAAGUACGCGACAUGGAACGCGAAGCGUUGCAACUGCAGCAGCAACUUCGCUUCACGCAGGACGAGCUGCAGAAAUGCCACGAGAACAAUGCCCAGGCACAAAACGAGGAGAAGGAACUGCAGGCCAGAUUGGCUAACGAGAUCGAGGAGCGAGAGCGAAUACAGCUGCAGUUGCAUCAAGUGAAGAAACAGGUAGUCGACUUGGACAACAGUUUGGAAGUUACACGACAAGAGCUAGGAAAGCUACGCGCGCGAGCGGAUGAAGAAGAUGAGAGAUGGCGUGCCCGGGAACAAGAGUUGCUGGUACGGCUCGAGGAUAGCCGCUGUCGCGAAAGAAAAUUGGAAGAUCAGAAACAUAAUCUGGAAGUUUGCUUGGCCGACGCCACGCAGCAGCUUCAAGAGCUGAAGGCGCGCCUUGGAGGCUCCGAAGGCAGAGUGAGAGCUCUCGAUGCGCAACUGUCGCAAUUAGAAAUUGCUAAGAAGGAAGUGGAGCAAAAAUUGAGCAGUGUAGGCUCCACCCUACGCCGUAUUGCCGGUAUCCAAAUGGACGGAAGCGUGAACAUGCCGUUCAAAUUGAUGAGCCCUUCGAGAAGAUGGAGUCCAGCGCGUGCACAAGAUCACGGUGACACUAGCAGAGAUAUCAUACUAGAUGUUGAUCCUGAAGCCGUUAGGAAAGGAGUACGAUCGCUUAUGCAACAAGUUGCUCAAAUUGAACGAGAAAGAGACGAUUACAAAACAGAACUGUGUAGCUUCAAGAAGCAACUGAAGGAGUCUCAAGAAAAUCAAAGCAACACAGAUGUGAAAGUCAACAGCCUCCUGGCUAAUAUUCGGACGCUUCAGGAAGAGAGGAAAUCUAUAGAGGCAAAACUAACACAAACGCAGACUAGCUAUCAAGCACAGUUGGACGCGUUCCAACAAAAGACGGAGGAAUGCGAGCAACUGUGUGAAAAACUUACCACCUUGGAGCUAAAGAUAAGUGCGGAAUCGGACGAGAAAUUACAGUACGAGGAUAAACUAGAAAAACUGAAACAAGAAUUGAAUAGAUUGGAAACGGAAAAGCGUAAUCUUCAGAAAGAGGUCCGUCACAGCGACUCUCGCGCAACAGAGAUGGAACUGCACCGAAUGUCCUUAGACGGCGAUCUCCAAAGACUGCAAAUGAUGCUGCAAGAAAAAGAAGCGCAUAAUCAAAAAUUACAAGACCGCUUUGACACGCAAAGCCGUACCAUGGCAGGUUUAGAGGAACGUUGCGCUUCGUUAAAGUCUACUAUAGAGCAAUUAAAACUGUCGUUAGAGAAGGCGUCCGCUACGGAAAGCGAACUCAAGAGUGAAAUAAGUUUGUUGCAACACAAUGUAAUGGAGAUUACCACUUCCUCUCAAAGUGACAAUGAAAAACUCAAGCAGCUGCAGAAACAACUUUCGAAUGCCGAAAAUGAUCGUAGAAUAUUAUCCGAACGCCUGGAAACGGUUCAGAACACGUUGAGCAAUUUGAAACAUACCAAUCAAUCUCUGAUUGAUCAAAAUUCACGGCUGCAGAAUGAACUAGCCAAUAAUGAAGUACAACGAUCAGCUUUGGAGUCGCAAUUAAGAUUGUCCACAUGGCCACCGGAAAGCAACGCGACCAAAGACGAAGAAGUCUUACGACAGUUGCAAACUGCUCAAAGAGAAAGAAGCGAGAUGAGAGGAAAAGUAGAGGCUCUCAACGAUAAAGUGAAGCUGUUAGAAGCUGACAAACGUAACUUAGAGCGUCAGAUCACCGCAGGCAAGACCAGUGCUCGAAGCAAGAGUUACGAACGUCCGGAGAAGGCGCAUAUAGAACUCCUGGGUACCAGUUACAGCAUCGACAGUUUGGAGCACGAAAAUAGAGAAUUGAGAUUGAAGGUACGCAAAUUGGAGACCCAACUAGCGGAGAAGGAGGCCGAGCUGAUACGCGUGAAAUCCACUUACAUCCAUUCCUCUCAUUCGUUAUUGGACACGAGUCGAGAUAGAGGCGGAGAAUUGGAACGGAUUCGAGCCGCGCAACUGCAAGCCGAGAAAUUAUUAGAGGCGAGAGAGCAGAGCCAUCGUCAGCAAGUAUCACGUUUGGAAAACCAGAUACAAUUAUUGCGGGAACAGCUCAAUCAAGAGAUAAAGCGCAGACAACUGUACGUUUUACGAAGCUCGCGAGCCGGUAGAGAAAUGCAACAAUUGCGACAAGCAUUGGGCGACUCCUUGAGAACCGUGGCGCAGGAUCCGUCGCUGGAUGCGGUAUUAUUGGAACACGAAGCCCGUAAAUUGGACUCUACCCUGACGAGUAGCGCUAGCUUACCACCGUCAUUAGCUUUACCCGCUCCGCCGACUUACAGAUCCAGCACUCCGUCGCAACUCAAGUAAUGCAACAAGUAAUCGCGGACUGAAUUUUCUCUGAAAACUGCCAGUAUAUAUUACGUAUCAAGCAUAGUACUUAUAUAUUUUAAGUGUAGUACUUGUAUACUGUGCUUAGAUAUUGGUAUCAGUAUAUGGGUACUUGUAAGUUAUAUUUCUCUCGAGGAGUACAAUUAACUCUCGCGUAUGUAGAAAUAUUGUUCAGCGAGCGCUGCAGCAUUGCAUAACCGAAGUCAUUUACAGAAAGUAUGCGUCGAACUAUCGCGAUGAAUUCGUAGCGCUUCUUGGGUGUAUCUUAUGAUUGGGACAAUCGCGGAUUUUUCGACGACUAUAUUUCAUUUGAUAUACGAUUUUUACAUCGAACAUAUUGAAUUUUUAAGGAUUUUACUUUAUACGAAUUUUAUGCUUCCAAUGAUUAACGUUGCAUGAGAGAUCCAGACAUAUUUCAUACAGUUUAUUAAAUACGCGUGGGAUAUGUCAAGGUUUUUGUGAUAUAUGCGUAUAUUUAACAAGAAUACUUAGCUAAAUUAAUAGUAAUAUUUGCAACUUUGUUUCACUACCUCGAUUCUUAUCUAUCGACUAUGAAGAAAUUGUUGCAAGUCAGUUAAUAUCCAGUAAUUAGUAAACACAAAAAUCAUCCCAUUAUAAUCCAUUUAUCUAAAAAAAGACUAUAUUAAUUAAUAUGUUAAGAAUAUAUUAAUAUAUUAUAAAUUAUUAUUUAACAAAAUCCUGAUGAAGAUUUUAACAACGAAUAUUAACAUAAAUCAAGUAUAUAUACUAGUCUAUGAAAUGCUAGUCCACGAGUUCAUCCGUCCAUC
Messenger RNA from Solenopsis invicta (red fire ant), 6992 nucleotides. It is a transcript of the gene Root, whose product is annotated as rootletin. The transcript is spliced from 27 exons. The record is from RefSeq and is a predicted model, not a curated record. NCBI's taxonomy places the organism in Eukaryota, Metazoa, Arthropoda, Insecta, Hymenoptera, Formicidae. The coding region runs from base 256 to 6183 and encodes 1975 amino acids.